UUUUUAAGUAGUUAGAAUAGAUAGAGUAAUAACCAGAGAAACAAAACAAAAAGGAGGAAGAGGAAGAAAGGAGUAGAGAGAUGUCGCAUGUUACCGCCGCGUUCGUCCUCGUCUCGCUCUUGGGCCUCUCGGUCGUCCUGGCGGAGGACCCAUACCUCUUCUUCACAUGGAACGUGACGUACGGCAGCAUCGCCCCUCUCGGCAUUCGCCAGAAGGUCAUCCUCAUCAACAACCAGUUCCCGGGCCCCGAAGUCAAUUGCACUUCCAACAACAACAUUAUCAUCAAUGUCUUCAACAAUCUCGAUGAGCCCUUCCUCCUCACAUGGAACGGCGUUCAGAACAGGAAGAACUCAUGGAUGGACGGGACUCCGGGGACCAACUGCCCCAUCCCGCCGGGCCAGAACUUCACCUACCACUUCCAGCCCAAGGACCAGAUCGGCACCUUCUUCUACUUCCCCUCCGUCGGCAUGCAGAAGGCGGCCGGCGGCUUCGGCAUGCUCCGCGUCCACAGCCGCCUCCUCAUCCCGGUCCCCUUCGCUCCCCCGGCCGAAGAAUUCGACGUCCUCGCCGGCGACUGGUUCACCGCCAGCCACAAGCUCCUAGCCCGCAAGCUCGACGCCGGCCGCGGCCUCGGACUCCCUGCCGGCGUCCUCAUCAACGGUCGCCCCGGCAGGCCCGUCACCGGCCACGAUGACCCCCCCAUGUUCACCGUGCAGGCCGGCAACGUCUACCGCUUCCGCUUCUGCAACGUCGGCCUCAAGACCUCCCUCAACUUCCGCAUCCAAAAGCAUUCACUGAAGCUAGUCGAGAUGGAGGGCUCCCACACCAUCCAGAACCUCUACGACUCCCUCGACGUCCACGUCGGCCAGUGCUUGUCGGUUCUCGUCGUCGCCGAUCAGGGCCCCGGCGACUACUACCUCGUCGUCUCCACCCGCUUCACCAAGAAGAUCCACACUGCCACCGCCGUCCUCCGCUACGCCGGCUCCAACACCCCUCCAUCGCCGGUCAUCCCCGAGGGGCCCUCGGGCUGGGCCUGGUCCUUCAACCAGUGGCGGACUUUCCGAUGGAACCUCACAGCCAGCGCCGCCCGGCCCAACCCUCAGGGCUCCUACCACUACGGAGAGAUCAACAUCACCCGCACCAUCAAGCUCCUCAACGGCCACACCGUCGUCGACGGCAAGCGCCGCCACUUCAUCAACGGCGUCUCCCACGUCGACCCCGACACGCCGCUCAAGCUGGCCGAGUACUUCAACCUCAGCAACCCGGUGUUCAAUUACAACCUCAUGGGCGACGUGCCACCUGCCCUUGAUAUCCCAGUGAAACUUGCACCCAACGUCAUCACCGCCGAGUUCAGAACUUUCAUCGAGAUCAUCUUCGAGAACACGGAGAGGAGCAUCCAAUCCUACCACUUGGAUGGCUACGCCUUCUUCCCUGUAGGGAUGGGGCCGGGGAAGUGGUCGCCGGAGAGCCGAAGACUCUACAAUCUUUUGGACACGGUGAGCCGGCACAGCAUCCACGUAUUCCCGAAGUCAUGGACGGCGAUCAUGCUGACCUUCGACAAUGCUGGGAUGUGGAAUUUGAGAUCCAUGAACUGGGAGAACAAGUACUUGGGGCAGCAGCUAUACGUAAGUGUGACCUCACCGGCACGAUCGUUGAGGGAUGAGUAUAAUAUGCCUGAUAAUACACUCCGGUGCGGGGCGGUGGUCGGGCUUCCCUUGCCGCCGUCCUACGUCUAA
Molecule: messenger RNA, 1736 nt
Organism: Elaeis guineensis (African oil palm)
Lineage: Eukaryota; Viridiplantae; Streptophyta; Magnoliopsida; Arecales; Arecaceae
Product: L-ascorbate oxidase homolog
Molecular function (GO): oxidoreductase activity; copper ion binding
Source: RefSeq, a predicted model, not a curated record